This is a messenger RNA of Centropristis striata (black sea bass), 4868 nucleotides long. It is a transcript of the gene zmat3, whose product is annotated as zinc finger, matrin-type 3. The transcript is spliced from 6 exons. The record is from RefSeq and is a predicted model, not a curated record. Bases 7 to 1476 code for a protein of 489 amino acids. Gene Ontology annotation, molecular function: zinc ion binding; nucleic acid binding. NCBI's taxonomy places the organism in Eukaryota, Metazoa, Chordata, Actinopteri, Perciformes, Serranidae.
ACUGCGAUGAUGGCGCUGCAGCUGAAGAACGGGGAUGCAGCGUACUACCAGAGUGCGGAAUACUGCAGAAAUUACACUUCGCCGCUUGUCAGCUACGGUGACAGCAGACAUUAUCUCGCCCGUUUGCCAGGCCCAGAAACCAUGUUGAAGCCUCCUCUGAGUCUCUUCAGCCAUCCCCAGCAGCCUUUCCACCACAUCGACUCUCUGCACCAGCUGGGACCUCCGCCAAUGGCGCCGACGCAGCCUCUCGGCCCUCCACCCCUUGCCCCUGCUCAGGCAAUUGGACCCCCAACUAUGGUUCCAACCCAGACCCUAGGGCCCCCUCACAUGACUGCUACUCACACAUUAAGACCUCCCCACAUUACCCCACCACAUAGUUUAGGCCCUCCUCCAAUGGCCCCAGCUCAGCCACUUGGGCCUCCACCAAUGGCGCACACCUUGGGUCCCCCACCUGUAGAUCACACACAAGCAAUAGUGCCUCCAACCAUGGACCUGAUACAACCGUUGGGGCCUCCACCUAUAAACCCUGCACAAGCAAUGGUGCCCCCACCUGUAGUGGCGCCCGGAGCCAGCCGAUACCCCCUCCCUCCCAGCCCCAUGUCCUCCUCUCUUGCUCCAUGCCCAGACCCUUCACACCUGCUCCCAAGGCCCCCAGGACCAGCUCUCAUCCCAGCCCCAAUGUCGUGCAUGCUCCCUGGUCCUCUGCCGGGUCAGGCAGCCCCAGCCAGUGAGCAGCCCCAGGAUGAGGGCUCUCUGCUUGGGAUGGAGGAGCAGGAAGACUCUCUGGGGUUGGGGGAAUUGUGUAAACCACUGUACUGUAAACUCUGCAACGUUACCCUUAACUCUGCUCAGCAGGCGCAGGCUCAUUACCAGGGGAAGAACCACAGUAAAAAGUUAAGAAAUUUCUACGCUGGCAGUCAACAGCCUCCAGCCAUCAGGAUCCCAGAGUCCCUCGAGGCGGCUGGCCAGACAUCCCUCAGCUCAGGAUCAAACGACAGUGACUAUAAGGGGGCAACCCGGGUCAUCUUGGCCACAGAGAAUGACUAUUGUAAGCUGUGUGAUGCCUCCUUCAGCUCACUGGCAGUUGCACAGGCCCACUACCAGGGCAAGAACCACGCCAAGAAACUAAGGCUGGCAGAGGCCCAACAGAACUCCAAUAACAUGGAAGGCAGCAAUGAGGCAGCCCCAAGAAGAAACAGGAAAGAUGGCAGUGAGUACAGACUGGUGAAAAACCGCCGCAGCCCACAGCUACCUGCUUCCAUGCCAGGGCCGUACUACAAUCCCAGACCGAGGCAGCGCAUCCCCAGGGACUUGGCCAUGUGCGUGACCCCCAGCGGACAGUUCUACUGCUCCAUGUGCAACUGCGGAGCCGAGCAGGAGACGGACUUCAGGCAGCAUUUGGAGAGCAAGCAGCACAAAGCAAAAGUGUCUGAGUUGAGAUACCGCCACGAGAUGGAGAACCUCGGCUACAGCUAAGAGACACAAGAGGGAAGGGAGGGGAAGAGAAAAGACAAAGAUUAGAGUAGGACAGAAAAGGUAGAGAAAUAAAAAGAGAAGACCAAAGUGAAGGAAAGCAAAUACUACCCCUGUGUUUGCGGGGCAUAUUUAGUGAAGGGAUUAGCCUAAAUGGCCUUAAGAUCUUGUUGCAAUUCAUUUGAUUUAUGCUUAAACACUUAAAUCCUCAUAUUUGACAUAAUGCUCUACCAUAUGAAGCUAUAAUUGGAUUUGAUGGAUUUAUUUGAUCUGGGUAUUACUCUUGAAAUUCAGUCUGUAUAUUGAAGCAGGCUGCGACACGUAUGCAGAGAACAGGAAUUUGAGAAAAUUAUGAACUUUUGACAUACAACUCAAAAAGUAUUUUUUAAGGCACCGAAUCAGAUCACAUUUUUGAUCCACUGCCUUUUGUUACACUUUCCUCUAAGGCUUUGCAUUCAGACUCAGGAUAGAGGUAAAUGCAAAUGAAUUGCAGAUAAAAAAAAAUGUUGACUACAGGGAGAGGACUCCAGAGAGCCAACAUGACAGGACAGGAGGCACAUUUGGGAAAGACAAGAACAUGCAGAGGGUUCAAGUAUAAAGAAAGAAUGCAAAAAUGUGGAAAAUAGAGAAAAACUGAUUGGUAGAAGUGAAAGAAAGCAUAGAGGGCAGAACAAGUCUCGUCCUCGGGGAAACAAUCAUCACUGAGGACAAAGUGUUUCCAUUCUUGAGUGUGAUUUAGCAUUUUGGGGACUUCAGGGCCACACAUUUAACGUCUUUAUACCCUAACACAGGUAAUAAAAACCCAAAGCACUAUUUGCUUAUUAAAAAAAAACAAAGCACAAUGAACAUCUUGUAGAAACAGUGUUACAUGAAUCUGUUAGCCUUAGCUAACCUCUUAGCUUAGUGGUCCUUUGGUGUGUCUUGGCUGAAGGCUACACCCUGGCUAGCCUUGUUUGUGCCUUUAGUGAGAAUUAGGCUAAAGAGUAAAACUUUGGCAAGCCAUUUUGACAUAUAGUGGAAACCAAUCUACACUAGUGAUUGGGUUUUUCUAUAGUCUGUGUCAUCUCUUUUCUUGUGAUAAAUCCACAUAAAUAUUAUGUAAAUAUUAUCAAAUUACAUUAUAGAUGUAAAUAUAGGAAAACACACAUGAAUACUAUCGAUUCUUUGGUUAAUGUUAGCCUGGCAUCCAUUGUAAAUACUCAAUCUAUUUAAUAAUUAUCAGGAAUCUUGUAUAAAGUGUGCACUGACUGAAUGUUUAUCUAUGAGCACUGUAUGUUUGUGUGAGGAUUUUACUGUAGGCCCUCUAUACCACUUUGGUAAAAAAUUCAAAAGUUACUCUGGUACCAUCUCGUUAGAAGCUGCUAGUUUCAUCAGUUUGACUGUGGUGGAGCGCCACACGCCAGGAGGGGCUGAACCUGACGCUUGAUCUUUUUCUUGACAACACAGUCAAAGUGUGAUGUAACCACGUGGGGAACUCAAAGUGAAGCCAAAAGCAUUUAACUUCUAAUUAGUUUGUAAACUGCAAAUGAACAUGUGCAGAGCUCAUGGAUGUUUCUGGUUGUAACACAUAUAAUUUAAUUCUCCCAAUCAAUCUUGAUUCCCAGAGGGGACAUAACCAGGUUUUACUGCAGUGUGAAGCGGCUGCAGAAAAGCAACGUGGAUUAGUCUGGAUUUGCAGACAGAUCCUUUUUAAUGCUGUUUUUUUUUACCCCAUAUGACCCAGGUCCAGCUUUUUCAGUGUUACACCCAUUCUAAAAAGACCAGUUAUGUAAUCGGAAUCAAAUUAGCUUUUCUGUUUCGGUUUAUUUGAUUAUCUGUUCCAGUCCAGUGGUGCUGAGCUGAACACAGUGCAGUCACAAGGCAUUUGAGUUAUACAGUCAUACUUUAAUGACUGAAAGUGUGUACUGCGCCUUUACGAUUGGCUAUGAUUUCCAUUCAGAGAAGACAAUGAGGGUAAAAAAAAUCAAUAUUAUAUAGAUUACAUAUAUUGUAUUGUUUGAAACAACUCUUGUUUUACAUAUUGCUGUUCUUUAAUCCUUUAAAUAGAAACAUUUAUUUUAUUUAUGCCUCAAAAGUAAUUUUAAGCAGCAGUUAAAAGGAUUUUCCAUCUAGACUUCAACAUGUUGCACCGGUACAGGAUACAAGGUUAGAGAUCUAUAGUUUAAAGGAGGAGGAAAGCCUUCCUACGUCACUUAAAAUAAGCUUUUCCAGCUAUUCCUGCAGAACAGCAGCAGUGCACACACACACACACUCCCACAUAAUUCAAUCAGCCAAAGGCCCGAUCAGGUCAUGUAAUCAGAAGGGUUAUAAAGUGAAAUGAAAGCAGCAUCCUGGUUUUGUUAGCAGUGGGGAGAGGCAGCUGUUCACAUCUAUCGGAGCACAGACACACACCUGAGGACACUCAGGAGAAAAGCACUGUGAGGACAAACUACUGUGUGGUGUAGGGAUUUAAACAUGUGAGAGAGACACAAACAGAGCACAGAAAAAGAAACGCAAGGCUACUUUACUACCCCACUGUGCUGUACGGUUUAAUAAAAAAGGAACAAAGAUGAGCUGAUGAAAGCAGAGCUGUAACAAAAGCUGUGGGUGAGACACAGCUAGUCGAGGAGUUCUUCACAUUAGACUGAGUUGCAUUCUGUUAUAGCACUCCUCCUCCUCCUCCUCUUCCUAGAAAUAACACGCUUUGUCUUACAUGAAAGAAUGGGAACCAUAACCUUUUAUUAUGUUGACAGGCUCACACUCCUCUGCAGCUACUGAACACCUUCAGCAAACGUAUGAAAUAAUGAAGUGCAAAGGAACAGAGGAAAUGAGGAGAUCAAACUCCUAACAGACAAAAGGCAGUGCCUCGUGAGCUGUUAAAAUAAGACAGUAGCCUGGAAACCUUUUUGUUUCUGUUCAGUCACGAAUUUGGACUCUCUAAACCAGUGGUUCAUAAAUGUUUGGUUAAAAAAAAUCUACUUUAGACUCCUCAUUAGAGAUUGUGGCCUCAGUGUGGACAACCAAAGCCAAAAUUUUCCUUGUCGGAUUUUUUCUUUUUUUUUUUUCAAGCAACUGUCCUUGUCCCUCAAGACCUAUCUUUUUAGUUUGUUUUGCGUAUCUUCAUACAUAAAGGUUACUUUCAUUAAAUUUUAUAUCUGAGAUACUGAAACCCUUUAUACGUCCGCCAGUGUUUUGUUUUUGUUUGUCAGCAGGAUUACAAAAAAAAGGAAUGGCCUGAUUUUCAUCAAACUUGGCAGAAAGGGAGAAACCAUUUAAUUUUGCGGCUGGUCUGACUCAUGUGGCGGACACACAAAUUAUUUUUCUUUUCAAUAGUAUUGCGAGAUUGGGCCUGGCCUUGAUGUAGGUCUGUGCUAACUGUGCUCUUCUAAUAUCCCCUUUUUGGGGGGCAUUUUCAG